Histoplasma mississippiense is the source of this 1320-nucleotide messenger RNA. RefSeq lists its product with no specific name. The transcript has 4 exons. Bases 1 to 1320 code for a protein of 439 amino acids. The record is from RefSeq and is a predicted model, not a curated record. NCBI's taxonomy places the organism in Eukaryota, Fungi, Ascomycota, Eurotiomycetes, Onygenales, Ajellomycetaceae.
AUGCAGUCCAUCGGAGCUUGUGCUAAAUCACCUGAGAAGUAUAAGCUUUACAGCUUCAACGGUCCAACCGUCGCAGUUUCCCAAGGGUUGAAAUCCCCUGAACGUGACGAACUCCGGAUUGGGGAAGCAGGGACGAGGAGAGCCCAUCUCUUUCCAAAUUCGUAUGUUGCUGGGGAGACGAGUGGUGCCUUCUAUAUCCUGAGAAGCCUCGGGCCAUCUUUCGAGGGCGAAAAAAGAACAUAUGCUUCUGGGAACUCGGCUAGCAUCGAUAACCCUUCAUAUUUGAAAAACAACUGGUCCUCCGAAUCAUUCGCACGCGUUCAGUCGAUCGCCGCAACCGUUUGCCCCUGGUCUGAUAGUCAUAAUCUUGGAAAGCGAGGAACAAUGGGAUCCAAAAUCAAAAAGGUCAGAAAGAAGGGUCCGAAAGGGAACGAGGACAAGGGCGGAAAAGUCCCUCAUUCCACGUGUCCUCCUUCACCAGUGGACUCCAGCCACCGUGACGCAUAUAAUUCAAUAUCUGGAACGAACACCGCUCAAAGUCCCGAAGCUCCUUUUUGGUCGGCACAAGAGGAUGGCAAUCUCCUUACUAAGAACAUCAAUAUCAGGGGGAGAAGCAGUAACGGAGCCGCAACUGCUUUUGCUCCCGAUUUUGGCGGAGGAGAUGUUGCCAUAUAUAACCCUCGAUCUGCUGCUAGUGUGCAAUGGGAGUUACCGCCGCUUAGUGGGGUGCUUGAUGUCAUCGCCACAGACGCCAAAAACCAUGGCUUCCCAUGUAUCGAGUAUCCGGUGACCGAGAAUACCCAGUAUUUAAACAAUAUGUCAAGACGUUUCCCGCCUUUUGUUGGAGAGAUGGGGUCCACGAGGAGUCAGGGAAUAAGCAUCCCACCGCCGGAUCCCCGGGUCUUCAGAUACGGCAACCACACUGGGCUGACGAAACUACCACGUCUCUACGCUGUGCUGGAUGACAUCGCAAACGACUUGGAGAACAGAGUAGGAGGCUUCCCGCCUAUUGAGUAUGCAGUGAACAGUACGUCAGAGUACCUACUCAACAUGGUCGGGGCUUUUCCAGCAAUCUCCCCCGACCACUUCCCGGGAAUAUGCAACGCGCACAAUGACGCUAGCAGCACCGGCUCAAACUGUGCUGUUAUGCCCAGCUCCGCAAGGAAUAGCAGGGAACCGUUUACGAUACACAGCAGAACGAUGACCCCUGAGUUAUCAAACUCGCUUUUGAAUCAACCGCUCGAAAAGGGGAAUUCUGUCGACAAUCCUCUGAAAACAGAACAGUGCGACGAAAGCCUUAUCAAUGAAGAAAGGGAUUAG